Molecule: messenger RNA, 3802 nt
Organism: Monopterus albus (swamp eel)
Lineage: Eukaryota; Metazoa; Chordata; Actinopteri; Synbranchiformes; Synbranchidae
Product: immunoglobulin superfamily member 3-like
Exons: 11
Coding region: 381-3767 (1128 amino acids)
Cellular component (GO): membrane
Source: RefSeq, a predicted model, not a curated record
GGUAUUCUAAACGUGUUCAAGCUCACUUCCUGUUUGAAGUGUGUGAUUUCUUUUCACCUUUGACGAAUGCGUCAAACCACGUGAGCCCGCUCCUAUCGCGGGUGUAUAGGUAGGAGUAUAGAUCUGACCUAGGGUGGAGCAGUUUUGUGAAUCUGUGUUUUAUUUCCCUAUAAACUAACGACGGGCUACCUGCACAAGUAGCUACAUAGAAAUGUAGGAUAACAGAUUUAGAAGUACAGCAUGACGCAAGUGCGUCUGCAGUUAUGCAGGAAAUAUUAUAGACUUCCUCUUAAAGUACCUUGAAGACUAUGAGCCACUGACAGAGCUUAGUCACAACUACUAUGGUGUGAACGCGGCGCUGCGUCUGGAGCAGAUUCAGGAUGAAGUGUUCCCUGCGCUCCUGUUGGGAAGCCAGUGUGCUUUUCUGGCUGGGUCUACUCAUACACUGUGGAGAAGCAAGAGUGCUCACUGAAGUACAGGCUGGGCCUUUGUAUCGCGUGGUGGACACUCCGCUCUCCAUCUCCUGCAACACAAGUGGCUUUUCCAGUGAGAGUAUUCCAAAGGAAUUUCAAUUCCGUAUUAAGAAGCCUGCAAAUCCAGAUUUUGAGAUCAACAUCAUCAGCACCGAUGAUGAAAAAUUCAGCUAUGCCGUGUAUGCACAACGUGUGAGGGCCAAGACUAUUACUCUGACACACGUGUCUCCAAACUCCAUCCUCUUUGAGAUACAAAGCCUACAGAAAAAUGAUGAGGGGGAAUACGACUGUGCUGUAGUCAACAAAGAAAGUACUUAUGAUGGAGUCUACAGUGUUUCAACGAUAGUUAAAGUGAUUGACAACUCCUUAAGUGUUUCAUCACCUGGCCCCACCUCACUGAGCUACAAUGAGGGAGAUGAUCUCACUUUAAUAUGCCAGGCCUCCAGCAACACUGUCCAGCACACCCAUCUGGCUUUAACCUGGUAUCUUCAUAAAGACAACGAGGACAAUGCUCGGCCUAUCAUUUCUCUGGACAGAGAUCUCACGGUGAGCCCGGGCCAGGGGUUUGAUGAGCGUUACAAAGCUGGACUCAUAAGGUUAGAUAAAAUGGGAGAGACCACAUACACGCUAAAGAUGGCUGAGCUAGAGCUGUCAGACCAAGGUAGGGUCUACUGCCAGGCUCAGGAGUGGAUCCAAGAUCCCGACCGCUCCUGGUACUGCAUCAUACAGAAGGAUUCUGAGAAAACUACCCUGAAUGUCAAAGCCAGAGAGGUGGCGCCAGACACAUUGUCUCUGGUGGUGAGAAUCUCAGCACAGGAGACAGCUCUACAGGAGGGGCAGGAGCUGUCGCUAUCCUGCAGUGUAGACACACAGAAUCUGGAGGAAAGGUUCUUCUCUGUAGCCUGGCUCCGGGGGAAUGUUGAGCUGGCUCGCAUCGGCCCUACAGGGAUUCUGUCUGUGGGGCCCCAGUACAGUGUCCGAGAGAAGGAAGGAGAGCUCAGGGCUGCCCGGGUGGGGAACAGAGAUUACCGUCUCAUUUUGCAGCCUGUUAGAACUGAGGACCAGGGGGAGUACCUCUGUAGGGCAUGGCCUCAGGACAGAGACCAGAAUGGUGCCUUUACCCAGGGAGCAGCCCAGGACUCCAGCUCCCAGCUGAUCAGCAUCUCAGCCACAGAAAGUGGGCUUACAAUUGAAAUGCAAGACACCGUGAGUGUUAACGAAGGUGACAGGCUGAACCUCAUAUGUAAAGUGGAUGGGGUUAAAGGUCAGCUCUCUGUCACCUGGCAGCGCAAAUCAGAAUCCACAGCCCAGUUUGCCAGUGUCAGCCUGAGUCAAGAUGGCGUUAUGGAGAAAGAGGGAGACUUUGUGAAUCGCAAAGUAAGAGCAAUGCGUCCAGCAGCUGACAGCUUCACCCUGGAGCUUGAUGAAGUCACACCCCUUGACUCAGGUGAAUACGAGUGUGCUGUGUCGGAAUGGAAAAGCAACAGCAAGACCAACAGCAAAUCACAAACUGCCACUGUGACGGUGGUUCCAGCAGAGUCAUUGGUGAAAUUGUCUCUGAUAAGUCGCAACAACAAUGUAACUGUUGGAGAUAAUGUGGAGUUGAUGUGCCGGGUCAGAGGGCCACGCAUGCCAAUCACGCUGACUUGGAGUAGGCAGCGUGAUCAGCCAACGCUAGAUAACAUCCUGACGCUGUACUCUGAUGGUGCCAUCAGCUGGUCUGGAGACCAGCACCGCUACCAGUUGAAAGUACAGAACAAAGUGAAUGAAGUCAUUCACUCCCUGCUUAUCAACGGUGCGAGCCACAGGGAGGCGGGACGUUACCAGUGUAGGGUGUCGGUCUUCCUGCAGAAUGUAAACAAAAAGGUCCCUCCAUCUCACCCCCUGGCUGUGAUGGUGCAUAAUCGAGUGAGCAAGCUCGCUCUGACCUCUCCCAAAACCUUGACAGCAGAUAUCAACACUGACAUUGAAAUAAAAUGCUCAGUUACCUCAGAACGCUCUGUGUCCUCCCGCUAUGCUGUCACCUGGCUCUUCCAGCAGCAGGCAGAAGAAAAGGUCAUUGUAAGCUCGGACCGGGAUGCCCUAAUAACAUUUGGGCCCUGGAUGGAGCAGCAGCACAGACAGCGAAUAAGCCUGAGGCGCACUAAGGGACCUAGAUUUGAGCUGACGAUUCAGCAGACCCAAAUCUCAGAUAAAGGCUCAUACAUAUGUAAGGUGGUGGAGUGGCUGCCUGAUCCUCAUGGUGACUGGUAUCAGCUCUCACCAGUGGCCAGAACUACACUGCUAACAGUCACUGAGCCUGCCAAUGACCUACGUUUAGAUGCGAAAGAGCAGCAGCAGUUGGUUGCCAGGGAAGGAGACAAAGUAGAGCUCAAGUGUAACAUCAUCUCUGGGGCAUCAAACCCUUCUUUUUUCUACAAAGUCUCUUGGCUUUACACUGGACAGUCAUCUUUGGUCAUCAACGUCACUCUACUGGAGCUUGAUCACACAGGCCUGUUGAGGUACCCAGAUAACCAGGCACUUAGAGACCUGCAGGGGCGGCUUCACCUCACCAGACCCAGUCAGAGCAGCUUCCUCCUAGGUAUUCAGAGGGCUCAUGAGAGUGAUAGCGGGACCUACCAGUGCCUGGUGGAUCAAUAUCAGCUGGAUCGUGAAGGUCACUGGCAGCAAAAGCUCUCAGACAGCGCUGGUCCAAUCAUGCUCACUGUAAAUGUUGCAGAAAAAAACCUGUCUGUUGUAAGGAACGAGCAGGAGUGGAAUGUGAGCAGAGCUUUCACUAUCCCUUGUCAAAUCACCAAACAAUCAAGCAGUGAAUCUGAGUUCCAGGUGACGUGGUUUUGGAAGAAAGACAGCGAAGCUGAACAACAGCCCAUAUUCACAGCUUACCGAAACUCUACCCUGCAAGACAGGUUUGUGAUGGGUGAUCAGCUAAAAUUUGACCACCCUCUACCCACCCAUUUCAACCUCACAUUGUUGAAGCCGAGACCAGAAAACAGUGGCCUCUAUUUCUGUGAGGUAGAAGAGUGGCUCCCAUCUCUGUCUCAUGGGUGGAGGAAGGUUGCAGUGGAAAAGUCCGGAUAUUCAACUGUUAAUGUGUAUGAAGAAGCCUUCUUUGAACGACAACACCAGACAAUUACCUGGAUUUUCGUAGCGCUGCUCAUCUGUUCACUGGUGGUCAUUUCUGUAUUGGUGCUGAUAAUAUGCCGAAACAAGGCCUCAGGAGGGAAGAAGUCAGACCAGACUUUAUGGAUAGAGCAACACCCUCUGAAUGCCAAACCUAAUGCAGAGGAGUGAACCUCACAGAGUAACAGUGGAGAGAAGCAAAAAAA